Messenger RNA from Phascolarctos cinereus (koala), 10062 nucleotides. RefSeq names its product TNF receptor associated factor 3 (gene TRAF3). The record is from RefSeq and is a predicted model, not a curated record. Gene Ontology annotation, molecular function: tumor necrosis factor receptor binding; zinc ion binding. Gene Ontology annotation, biological process: regulation of apoptotic process; regulation of cytokine production; tumor necrosis factor-mediated signaling pathway. Gene Ontology annotation, cellular component: cytoplasmic side of plasma membrane; plasma membrane signaling receptor complex. Lineage: Eukaryota; Metazoa; Chordata; Mammalia; Diprotodontia; Phascolarctidae.
CCUCCCUCUUGUCUUUCCCCCACCGCACCCCCCAGCCCUCACACGCAGCCCAGCCCACCCGCCUGCGAAAUGGGGCUGAAGGGGGAGGAGGAGGGCGCGGAAGGGGGAGCAGGACCCACUUGGCUUCCCUAAGCGACCAGUGGCUUUGAGGAGCCCUAGCCGGUGGCAGAUCUAUCAGUCUUGGCUGUGCCCUUGCUGCUCUCUUUAGCUUCUUGCUUCAAGAUUGUGGCUGCUCCUGAUCCUUCUCAGACCCUCAUCUCUUGCCUUGCUCCUGCUGCUGCUGUGGUUGCUGAUCCUGCUUCUGGAGGCUUGGGCUUUAGACCCUCUUCCCAGCUCUUGCCUGCCCUGUUGCUGCCCUGGCAAAACUCGGGCUUCUCAGUGGGGCGACAUUACAGCCGCGGGCCCCCAAACUGAUCGGCAUUACCGUGGUGCCGGCACUGCUGCCGCUGCUGAAGAAAGGAUGGAUUACUAAGGGACAACCUCACGCUGUUUGAAGAAAGAUAAAGUUGAAAUUGCUUCACUGAAAACCUUUAUUGAAGUCUUACUCCUGCUCAGGCUUAGCUAUCCCUUGCCUGCAUAUGACUUACAGAAUUUUUCUCUUCUAAAAUGGAUUCCAGUAAAAAGAUGGAUCCCCCUACUCCAUUGCAAACUGUACAACAAAAGGCAAAUCCCGAUCGUGGUGCUGGAGUAUCGAUUUAUGUCCCAGAACAAGGGGGAUACAAGGAAAAAUUUGUGAAGCCUGUGGAAGACAAAUAUAAGUGUGAAAAGUGUCACCUCAUUUUAUGUAACCCUAAGCAGACAGAAUGUGGUCACCGAUUCUGUGAAACCUGCAUGCAUGUCUUGUUGAGUGCUCCAAGUCCAAAGUGUACAGCAUGUCAAGAAAACAUCAUUAAAGAUAAGGUAUUUAAGGAUAAUUGCUGUAAGAGAGAAAUUCUGGCCCUUCAAAUAUAUUGUAGAAAUGAAAGCAGAGGAUGCACAGAACAAUUAACCCUGGGACAUUUGCUGGUACAUUUAAAAAGUGAUUGCCAGUUUGAAGAACUGCCAUGUGUUCGUGCUGACUGCAAAGAAAAAAUCCUGCGAAAAGAUUUACCAGGCCACGUAGAAAAGUCAUGUAAAUACCGAGAAGCGACAUGUCAGUACUGUAAAAGUCAAGUUCCCAUGAUAACGCUGCAGAAACAUGAAGAUACAGACUGUCCAUGUGUUGUUGUCUCAUGCCCACAUAAAUGUAGUGUUCAGACACUUUUGAGGAGUGAGUUGAAUGCACAUUUGUCAGAAUGUAUUAAUGCCCCAAGUACCUGUAGUUUUAAGCGUUAUGGCUGCACUUUUCAGGGAACAAAUCAGCAAAUUAAGACCCAUGAGGCCAGCUCAGCAGUGCAACAUGUUAAUUUACUGAAAGAAUGGAGUAAUUCUCUAGAGAAAAAGGUUUCCUUGUUACAGAAUGAAAGUGUAGAAAAAAACAAGAGUAUACAAAGUUUACACAAUCAGAUAUGUAGCUUUGAAAUAGAAAUUGAAAGACAAAAAGAAAUGCUCCGGAAUAAUGAAUCCAAAAUACUUCAUUUACAGCGAGUGAUCGAUAGUCAGGCAGAGAAACUGAAAGAACUGGAUAAAGAGAUCCGUCCCUUCCGACAAAACUGGGAGGAGGCUGACAGCAUGAAAAGCAGUGUGGAAUCCCUCCAGAACCGAGUCACGGAGCUGGAGAGCGUGGACAAGACUGCAGGACAAGCAGCACGGAAUACAGGCUUGCUUGAGACACAAUUAAGCAGACAUGACCAGAUGCUAAGUGUUCAUGAUAUUCGACUGGCUGACAUGGACCUCCGAUUCCAAGUGCUAGAAACCGCCAGCUACAAUGGGGUGUUAAUCUGGAAAAUUCGAGAUUAUAAACGAAGGAAGCAGGAAGCUGUCAUGGGGAAGACCUUGUCACUGUACAGCCAGCCUUUCUAUACGGGCUACUUCGGCUAUAAGAUGUGUGCUAGAGUUUACCUUAAUGGGGAUGGGAUGGGAAAAGGAACUCACUUGUCUUUGUUUUUUGUCAUAAUGCGUGGAGAAUAUGACGCUUUGCUUCCUUGGCCCUUUAAGCAAAAAGUGACUCUCAUGCUAAUGGAUCAGGGAUCUUCUCGACGUCAUUUAGGAGAUGCUUUCAAACCUGACCCAAACAGCAGUAGUUUCAAGAAGCCUACCGGAGAGAUGAACAUUGCAUCUGGUUGCCCUGUCUUUGUGGCCCAAACUGUUCUAGAAAAUGGGACGUAUAUUAAAGAUGAUACUAUUUUUAUUAAAGUCAUAGUGGAUACGUCGGAUCUGCCAGACCCCUGACAAGUGGAUGGGGAAAUGGAUUUAAGCAACAGGUAACCCCACUUAGGGGUUUUGAACCAGUCUGUCUUCAAUGAGGUCCUAAGCUCAGAAGAGGACCUUGUGGAACAGAAGGAAGAGUCUGAAGGCAUAAUUGCAUAGGGUCCAAUGGUGAAGUAGCAACACAUUAAGAAAUCAUACCUUGGUAUAUUUUCUAAUAGAACUAGCAACACUUCAACUCUGAAGAAUUAUUUAUCCUUCGUUGGGAUAAAUAUUACUAUCAGAGGGUUUUAAUUUUUAUUUUUAAAGAUCUAGUUAAUUGAGGUAGAAAGACAUAUAUGCUAAGCAAAAAAACAAACAAACAAACAAAACAGAUAUGAUUUUUCUUCCUUAAACUAGAACACCAAAAAAUUCACAUGUGGGGAUAGCUGGAUAUGUCAGCAUGUUAAGUAAAAGAAGAAAUGAUGAAAUCAUAAUGCAGUUCUGAUAUAUUCGUUCAAAAAAAAAAAGCAAAGUGCAAUCUUGUUUCAAAUACAAUAUAUUGUCUAUUUUUAAGGCCUCACCUGGUCUCUGUUUUAAUAAUUUGUUUGUCAGAAGACCCUGAAGUACUCAGUCUCUAAAUUCAGAAUCAUUUUUUUGAUUUAAAGUUUUAUUGAUAAUUAUUAACACAAACAUCUUAUUUUAAAAUGCUGAUAGACUGAUAUUUCUCGGAAGAAAAUGUAAAAUUUCAAACACUGGUUAUCACUUGUGAUAGGAAAGAAAAUACUCAAUCUGUUGUUAUUUCUCGUUAGAAAUGUAAACCUACAAUAUAUGUCGUAGUUAAUGACACUACUUCAAAAUUAUUAAGAAAGAAAAAUUGCUCAUGGAUGCCGUGCAUCAUUCUCAGAUUUAUAAUUGUUUUCACCCUAAAAUAGGGCAUUUGUUGAACUCUGAAGUUCUAAACAAAAAUCCUGUAGGUUUUUAAAGCUCUGCCCCAUGUGUUCAAAUGAUCUCUCUAUUGCUAAUGACACAAAUAUUAAAUCUCCAAGAUGCUUGGUGUUCUGGGGGCUGGGAAAGGCAAUUCAUGCAGAAAGUGGUCACUUUAGAUACGUUUAUUCAUUCUGUCACAAUGGCUGCAUUUUGUUAAAGAUCUCAGAAAGUGAAGUCUUUACAUUGAGAUGGUGGCAUAAUGUACAUGUGCCUUAGAUGUGACAUGCUGCUUCUAUACCAUAGAUUUGUACUCAGUUAAAUUAGAGAAAAAUGAUAGCUUAACCAGACUUUUCUGUUGUCACCUGUGGACUUUACCCACGUGAGGGCCCCUGAAUGAUUUCCUGUACGUGCUGACAAGAAGCCAAACUGUCCUUUUGGCCUCUGGAGCUUCCAUUGCUUGAUUGCUGUGGAUUCUAAAUUGUCAGGCCCCAGCAGUUUUCCCACACUGCUCCUGUGGAACCUGAACGUAGGGCUUUGAUCCCAUCCCCAAGGCUAAUGUGGAAUGGAGCACUGUAUCCUCUUUCAUGCCCCUGCGUGGUAGAGGAGAGCACAGAUGCCUAAAUGGACUCCUCUGGGCUUUCUCAAAAUGUAAAUUGCAUCUCCCCUUAGGGAUGACUUGUUGAGGAGACUCACAGACCUCCCUGCCAUCCAUCUCUUUUCUAGGGAAAUGCUGUAUAGGCUUCUAUGGGCACAGCCUAAGCUUUCCCAGAAGGCUUUUUCUCAAACCCUGUUUACCUUCUUCUCUUAAUGGUCUGACUGUGAUUAGGAGUCUGAUGACCUAUCUCCUGUCUUUUACCUUUUACUAUGCACCAUGUUCUAUGGGUGCUUCUUAACAUCGAUGGGUGCUAAACCUUGAUGGGUGCUUCUUAGGCAAAACCAAUGUGUAUGAACUACCGCAUCUGUGCCACGUUCAAGAGAAAUUUGCACCCCCACCAUUGGCCAGUUGGGUGGUGCUCCUCAGACUGCCUGCCUCUUGGGCUAUUUCUAUAAUCUGUAGCAUGGGGACAGUUGGAUUCAUGCCUCUGUAGUUCACCUUGUCUCUGGUGCUAUUGUCUGUCAUGGGUGUGCCUUCACAUACAGUGCCUGCAGGAAGGACUUUCCACUUACAAACAGUAAUUCAACACCUACCAUAAGUAUUCAAUGCAUACCAUAAGUGGUCUUCAUUGGUUUUCCAAGCACCUGCUCCAGUAUAACCUAUUGUUUAAGUAGCACAAACACUCCAUUUAUUGUUUCUUGACUUCCUUUUCCUUUUAUUCAUCACCAGGAUAUUCCUUUUGGGGGUGGGGUGGGGUGGGGGACACAAGUAAGUGCCAUCACCAUCACGUAAGACCUAUUUUGAGUCAUAUGUUUCUGUCACUACUCAUUGAGGAAGGACUUCCUGCAGAAGAUCUGACAGCUGCAGUAUUUUACAGGCUGCCCACCUAAAACCACUGUUACCUCGAAGGUAUGCCCUGGGUGUGCCCCGGGUCUUGUUCAGAUGUGUGUGUUCUCCUAAGAGGCUUUUGGAUACAGGCAGCCUGGCAGUUCUCAUAGUGGGCCUGGGGUCUCUUUACUGAGGCCAUGGUCACUGAUAGGGACUGCUCCCAAGGACUUUUUUUUUUUCCAACACAGAAAACCACAUAUGAUUGUCUGAAAUUUUAAAAGAAAUUCAAAAACAUUUGUGGCCUUGCAAAGAAAUCCCCUCCCUAGAUUGAAUCCUGGUUUGAGCUGGGGAUUACCUCGAAGCAUUACGUGGAAGCAUCCAUUCCCUUUAUGGUAGGACUUCUCCAGAUAGACUUCCCAGACUAAGAUUAUUGGUUGAAUAAGGUAGAAAUUUUUUCCCUUGGCUUUCCAACAUAUGAAGCCCAUAGUAUUUAAUUUCAGUAAAACUGUGAAAUCUCAUCUAGAGCAAGGAGGUGCUGUUAUGUCUUAUGACUUAUAGUCUUUCAGUAAUUAGGUUAAUAUUUAUUGGAACUAUUUUUUUCAAUAUACCUUUUGGAUUUUCUCUCUCUCAAACACACCAAACUUGUCAGAAAGCAUUUGAGUCUCUUACAUACUCUAUAGUAUUUUCAGUUUUGCCACCAAUAGUUGGCGUAACUAGAAUCUCUUCAAAAAUAUUAUUUUUCUGUUUGUACUAGUGUUCCUGAAUAGCCAGAUGCUGUUCAUUCCUAUGAGGCAAUGGUCUGCACUAGUAUAGUGGGAGAACUAAAUCCCUCAACAUUUUCAAAAGGCCUCAGGCUACUAGGAGUUGAAUGUUUCUAUGUGUUAGAUGCCUCUGUGUGCGUGUGCACCUUCUUUACUAUUACAGAGUGACAAAUUUCCAACAUAACAAAACUGCUCCAGUAAUUAAAAACAAAGUUAAAUAUUUGUGCAUGAAUUGAUCUACUUAAUUUCUCUGAUAAAUUUCAUAAUGGAAAUAAGAACUUUUUCCUGACUCGAUAACCACUUUUGCAGUUUCUCCCUCCCAUCUCUCUCUCUCUCUCUCUCGCUCUCUCUUUCUCUGUGUGUGUGUGUGUGUAUAUAUAUAUACAUAUAUAUAUACACACACACACACACACAUCUUUCUCUCAAUAUAAAACUAUGUUUAUUCAUGCAGUUGACAGUUAUGAGGCAAGGAACAUCUGUGUUUUGGAAACAUGCUGGAAAAUCACUCACUGUGGACGAUUUCACAUGACCUGUCCCUCAUUUGAUAGGAAUUCAACCAUCAUUAAAUCCUGUCAUUGCUGGCAUGGCUUUUCAUACUUAGUGGACUGGGACUUUUGUAUGUAUUGUUGGACCACUCUUCCAUACAGCAGGUCUUGUUACCUAAUUUGUGUGUGUAACAGAGAAACAGAAAAUGUAUCUAAUAUGUAGUGAUGCAACUGCAAUGCCUACUAUUCACCUGUAACUUGUGAAGAUUUACAACCCCAUGAAGAUCCAAACCAGGUUCUCUUCUUGCCAUACUAGAAGGCAAGUUUGGAAGGUAGAACUUUUGCCUGGGAUGUGACUGAAAAGUCUUUCAAACAAGACAUGGAAGAGCUUUGUAUCCUUUAGGGUUUAAAGUGUUGAAUAAUAUGAAUGUUGGGGUGUCAUUUUAUUUAGUCAUCAGCUGGGAAGUCGUACUGUCAAUGACCAUAGUUUGAGACAUCUUGUAAGGCUAAAAACCAGUUUCUGGGCUGGAUACAAUGAGAUCACAUUAGUCCUUUUUCAUUUAAAAAAAAAUUCCCAUGUUCAUGUAUAUGACUGAUAGAGACUAAAAUAAAUUCAUAUAAAUUAAAUAAUUGGGUUAAAGGUGUCAAAUAAAAAAGUGACAGUGCUCUCCCAGAUGUUGAGAUUCAAUGGCACUCUCAUAGUUUUAAUGCCUUGAUAAAUGUUAACUAUGCAAGCAAAGUAGGCCAAGAAGAGGUCUUGUAUUUUAAUGGCUAAUGUUCAUAACCUCGGUCUAGUUAGUAGUCCGUCCACAGGAUAGAUGCCCUGUGAUUGAUUCUUCUUCAGAAACAUGGAGUGUAGAAAUCUGAGACUAUAAAAAACACCUCUCUGAGGCCCAUGUCUCCAUAUACCAAAUCAACCAGAUGAAAAGUAAGUCAGUCAAACAGAUGAGUUAUGUAGGAACUAUUUUUGAUUGUCAUGUAUAGUGGAGUGGAAGUAAUGCUGGACCAGAAGUGAAAAGACCUGGAUCUAUCUGCCCCUUGCUGGCUGUGAGACUGGCAAAGCUCUUCCUCUCUAUACUAUGGUUUCCUCAUCUGUCAAAUGAGGAAGGCUAGAUGAUCCCUGUGGUCUCUUCUAGCCCUGAUAUUCUGUGAUUUUACUAAGCUGAUUUGGAUGUUUCUGUCAUUAACACCACUACCAAACUGACCAGUUUUUUAACUGAAUUGGCCAAAUCAUCUCAUGAUUUCGACAUUGUGCAAACACAAGCCAAGUGAAUAUCCUUGGAGAGAUAUGGGCAUCUCAUAAUGAUGUCAAGGAAACCAUUAGGCAGUACCUACUUUUGGCCUUUCACUGUCCAUAUAGGAAAACCUAGGAAGGGAAAAAACCCUGAUCUGCCUUGUUUCUAAUCUCUAAGGCUUCUCCCCAGUCUGAGUCGCAGAGUGGUGGCCAGUUAUUGGGGUUACCACUCAUAGAGCUCAGUGAGAGGGGAAAAAGCUGUAAGAGCGAUAAACCACACACUGACACUUUGGUCCACUUCUUCUUCUUCCUGAAAGAGUACUGAAGACAGCCAACCUAACUGCACUGAGACAAGUUCAAAACAGUGAGACUGACGACUAUAUCCUUUAACAGGCAAGACGUACAUAUUAGAGGAGCCCUGGCUUCUCACCCCCCAUUUUCCCUUAGCAUACAAGGAAGUGAAACUGAAUAGUGAACCACAAGGAAUACUGCGCAUGAUUCCUUCUGGUUGUGGUUCCUGACUUACCUGAGGUAGAAUUCCCUGGCAGAGUGAUUCAGCCACACAGGUGGCUCAUUAAGUCAGUGGAAGCAAGAAUUAAGAGCAUUUUCAAUUCUGACACUGGGGCUUUUAAAUUGAACUCUUGCCUGUUUAAAAUAACGUCUCAUUGCUUGGAUAACAUCUGUACUUCAAAGGACCUGUGAUUUCAUCAGUGUGGGUGCUCCUACUACCAAGGCAGAUCAGAACCCUUCCAGCUAGCAAUGCUGUUUCAUGAGUUGCUGUGGCUGGGGAGAAAAAAAAAAAUGAAAAAAAAAAAAUCCUCCCCACUUGGUAGUCAGUCUUCUGAUGAUGAAGCUCUCUGAACUUAACCAGUCUGGUCUUCAAAUGACAGACACACGGUCUCAUACUCACAGUCUGUUCUCUAAGCCUUUCCAGUUUGGUUUUUCCUACCAGAGUUUGGCAUUUGGCAUAACUUUUGAGAACUCAGAGUGACCUCCAUGUCACAAUAAGGCAUCAGGAUGGGGCUCUAAUGGAGGGAGGUGAAACAUUAAAAUGUUGAAAAGGGCUGAACUAUAGCUGUAAAACAAUAUUUUUUAACAUGUAGUGCAGAUCUUUUAGUCCUUAGAUUAUCAGGAAGAGGAAAAUUCAGGGAACUCACUUAAAACGUGUAGCAGUUAUGAGAUGAAUGUGGGAUCUGUUCUCCAAAUCUCUUAUUUCUUGACCCAUGAUUGUAGUUUUUGUCUUCCAUUUCAAAAGCUAUAACAUCUUGCAUGCGGUUUUCUCCAGAGUAGGGUUAAUUUGUUAGGGUUUAAGCCAGGUGAAUUUCAGUUGAGAGUUUGAUCUUUGGAAAUACUGAAUAGGUUGGCUAUCUCACUAUUGUUGGUUAUGAUGGCAACAUUUAUCUCUAGUAAUUUAUUAAGCACCUAUGCCGUGCAAGAGACUGUGCUAGAUGUUAGAGAUCCAAAGAUGGACGUGACGUAGACGUUCCCAAGGAGUUUACAGUCUAAUGGGGAAGAAAGGCAAGUCCACAAACAACUGUUAUGCUAGGAAGAGUCAGAUGUGUGCGAAGGGAAGUUCUAAGCACAGAGAAAUUUGAGGUGGAGAGUUCCCUUCAGGAAAGAAGGAUGUCCAGGAAUGCUUCUUGGAGGAAAUAGUAUUUCCGGGGAUUUGUCUUUUUCUUAGGCUAUAAGCUCAUCGGGGGUUAGGGCUCUGUCCUGGUCAUUGUUGUGUGUCUCAUGACUCCUUAGUCCAGUGCCUUGCACACAGUGAGCACUGAAUAAAUAUUUAUUGAAUUUUAAAAAGGUCUUUGUCAUACAUUAUUACACCACCAGAUUUUUAAAGGAUUUUUUAAAUGUCAUAAGUGAAGAAAAAUAGAAGCAUCAGAACAAUAAUAAAUUGAGGCUCUUACGAAGAUCAGUAAAGGCCAACAAGAAUUUCUAGGUAACUCUUCUCCUUCAUUGAAUGUGAUAUGACUUGAAUUUCAGUCCAGGAUUGAAAAGGCAGAUUCUCCAACUAUGACCUGCACCCUUGGCAGAGAGUUGCCCAAUCUGGUUUGGGAGAACAACAGAAUGGGUUCAAAUGUCCAUAAUUGCUAAGGUACCCUGCAGCUCAUUUUAUCUCCUUCAUUGCUGCUAUAUUUGGAGUCUAUUGUUUUCACUGUCUUGGUGAAAAAAAAAACAAAAAGAGGUUAAACUUCAGAAUUUCUUUAAUUGUGGCAUCAGACUCCAAGAAUUAGCAGUGGUUGAUAUCAGAUCUGGUUUGAUUGCUCUUAUUCCCCUUGGACAAGUAGGAUAACCUGUAACAACAAAUGAAGUGACUUUUAAUUGGAAAACAUAAAAAUGGACAUUAUUUCCAAGGACUUCUGUAAGAAAUAUCUGUGGAAGAACAUCAGUGACAAAGAACCAUAUGUAAAAAUCAGUGUAAAAAAUUGUGUAACAUUUUUGGAAUUGCAUUGACUUCACCAAUGGUACACUUGUUGUGUUCAGUUCUAUUAUCCAAAAACAAAGACCAAAGAAGGCCAAUCUCAUUUGACUGUGUAUUUCUAAUCUGCCUGUUUUAAAGAUGAUCAUAUGUAGUAACAUUAGCUAUAAGGAUACUUUUUUGGCAGUACAAGUGAUCUGGUAACCAGUGGUUUAUGUACUGUGUUUCUCUGCUCGUCUAGGUUUAAAAGCAAACGAAAAACAAACAAAAAAAAAGAGAGACGAUAUAAUUUAUUGCUCAGCAAUAACCAUGUUGUUGAUAGUCAUUAACAACGUUUUAAUUUUCCAAUAGCAUUAUUAUGUUUUGUAUUUCUGUUUAUUGUAUAUUGUGUGUGGUUUUAUUUGGUAUUUAUUUGUGUUUUGAGGUCUUGCAGUGUCUUUUGUGUUUUUAAUGCUAAGCAAAGUGUGUAAGAGUAUAGAAUGCAAAACUUCAAAAUGCUAAAUUGUCUGUUAUUAGAGAAAAAAUAAAUCUUAAUAAGGAAUUCU